Leptopilina heterotoma is the source of this 600-nucleotide messenger RNA. RefSeq names its product translation initiation factor IF-2-like. The transcript has a single exon. The record is from RefSeq and is a predicted model, not a curated record. Lineage: Eukaryota; Metazoa; Arthropoda; Insecta; Hymenoptera; Figitidae. Bases 1 to 600 code for a protein of 199 amino acids.
AUGGUGUCUCGGUAUAGUCACCAAGCCAACGAAGAUUGUCCCAUAAGAUGGAGAACCGACCUGGCUGGUUGUUCCGCACUCCCCAGUGAAAUCCUGGAAUGGCCACUCACGGUGCCAACCACCAACGAUCAAGGCACCCAAACGGAACGGAACGUCGACGAGACGCAAACACAAACGGAGGGCGUACUCUGCCACACUACGCCACCCAAACCUGCUCCCGGACCAUCUACACAGACUGUUCCUAGACCUUCCCCAUCAACAAUGGACGUCGACCCUAUCUCCUCAGACUCAGAGGAAGCAGAAGGCCCCUUCGACCCCUUGAAGGCACCCAAGCGACCUAUCGAAAAAGCCAAUUGGUGGACUGAAGAAGAUUCCUCCAGCCACCAAUCAGAGCGAUACAUCCGACCCAGGAAGCGGAAGAAUUGGAAGAAGCCGUAUGUGAGACCAAGGGAAACGGCCUACAGCCGACCACCCGAACCCACGUGCUUCCUGAACGCCAGAGGGGAACCAGUUCCAGGCCCAUCACGAGGACCAACUCCAAGCCGAGAACGAGGCCCAGAACCAGCUCGAGGUCAAGCACCAGGUCCAGAACCAGCCUAA